GACCCUAAAUCCAAAAAGGUCGUCAUCAGAAAAGGAGAAAACCAUGCCGAUAAUAUUAUGGACCACUCGAAAAGCUCUUUUUCAGUUAUGUUUGCUGCUGCCGCGGACGGUUUCGUUCUUCCACCUUAUGUUGUCUAUGCUUCCGUUCACCUCUACAGCACAUGGACCGAAGGAGGGCCAAAGGGUACCAGAUAUAACCGUUCCAAAUCCGGCUGGUUUGAUAAAGUUAUUUUCGAGGACUGGUUUACUUCUAUGGCGUUGCCCUAUUUCAUGAAUCUGAACAAUGACUUGCCGAAAGUGAUCAUCGGGGAUAACUUAGCCUCCCACUUGUCAUAUAAAGUGAUGAAAAGCUGUUUAGAGAACAGCAUUCGAUUUGUUUUUCUCCCCCCUAAUGCAACGCAUCUGUGUCAGCCGUUGGAUGUGGCAUACUUCAGACCCCUGAAGCAGGCCUGGAGGAAAACACUGGACAUUUGGAAGAAGCAGCAUAGAGGGUCAGUUCCGAAACAUAUUUUCCCGCGUCUACUAAAGGAAGCACUAUUGAAUAUUGACAAAUCUAUUUACAGAACACAGCCACAGCAAAAUCUUGCGUAUCAAAUUCGAUAGCACUAAAAUCUCGUUCACAAAAUGUCAUCUCCGGCUUCAGGGCAACAGGUAUUUUUCCUUGUAAUCGUAAUGCAAUUCUGAAGAAAUUGCCUGGCGGAAACAAACCGGUAACGCCGACAAAUGGAUCAUUCUCAGAGUAGUUGAUCAACCUAUUCAAGGCGGAACGGUAUUCGCAGGUUGAAAAAUCGUAUACUCCAAGUGACUGUUGGAGAAGAACAUCUCGCACGUUUUGAUAUCAACGAAGAUUGAUCAAAGGUUGUUCAAUCAAAUAAUUCAACAUCUGUGGAGAAAGCUAGUUGUAAUCGUACAGCGGACGCACAUUCUACAUGUCUAAAACAACAGCGAAUAAUAAAAAUCAAAUAAGAACCCGAAAAUUUGUCGUAUUCAGAAGCUGACGAAAACACGGAUCCUAACUGUUCCGCAGUAAGCUGUGGCCAAAGAAAGCGUCGUGGCCGACCCGCCAAGAUCAAACAAGAAGAGGAAGAAGACUCAAAGAAAAAUCUUGUGAACAACGAAGGAAAAAAAUCGAAACGGAAGUCGAAGAAGCCAACCAGUCGCUGUGAUUUUCAAACGAAAACUCGAACUAUGCAUCAAUGUAUUACCAUUGUUAC
Wyeomyia smithii (pitcher-plant mosquito) is the source of this 1214-nucleotide messenger RNA. RefSeq lists its product as uncharacterized. Gene Ontology annotation, molecular function: DNA binding. Lineage: Eukaryota; Metazoa; Arthropoda; Insecta; Diptera; Culicidae. Gene Ontology annotation, cellular component: nucleus. The transcript is spliced from 2 exons. The record is from RefSeq and is a predicted model, not a curated record. The coding region runs from base 58 to 603 and encodes 181 amino acids.